This is a messenger RNA of Phragmites australis (common reed), 816 nucleotides long. RefSeq lists its product as uncharacterized. Lineage: Eukaryota; Viridiplantae; Streptophyta; Magnoliopsida; Poales; Poaceae. The transcript has a single exon. The record is from RefSeq and is a predicted model, not a curated record. Bases 96 to 698 code for a protein of 200 amino acids.
GAAUAUGUUCGAUCUCCUCAAUAAACCAACCACGCUUGCCACGGCUAAUUCGCUCGCAGGCGCUUAAUUCUCUUGCAAAUAUCUCAGUCUCUUUCAUGGCUGGUCGUACUGCUAGCUGCCAGCAUGCUCUGCUCAGAGCUCUCCACGCCAAGCUGCUCGCCUAUGCGCCGCUGCCGCGGAAAACUUUCCCUUUCCUUCGCGCCUCCUCCUCCUCCACGGCCUUCGUCGCCGUCCUCGCCGCACUCCUCUGCGGCGCCGCUGCGUUCCCUGGAGCCCCGGCCUUCUUCCUGCCGCUCGUGGCCUCCACCUCCGCCUGCUGCGCUGCGGCGCACCUGUUCGCCGCCUCCGACGCGGACCGUGACGCGGCGAAGGAGGUCGUGCUCGUCCGCGGCGAGGGGAAGGCGGAGGCCGGGCUGCUGGCGGUGUACGACGACGCCAACGCGAGCGCGUACGGCCAGGGCGAAAGGCACGGCGUCCAGGUGGGCUGCUUCCUGCGCAAGUCGGCGAAGCGCGGCGUCGACGAGGACGGCGAGGAGGUCGUCUUCGCCGGUAGGCUGCUGACGUCUGCCACCGCCGCCGGCCUGCAGCGCGGCGAGCUCGAGGAGGAGCUCGUGGCGCUGCAGGUGGACAGGCUGUCCGAAGGCAUGUGGAACAGCUACUUCGGCGGGUGGUCGACGUGGAACUACGUCGAAGAGUGACGACGAACUAGGAGGGCAGCACUCGUGCAGUUGAGCUGAGCUGAUGCGAGUUAGGUUCCGUUCGCAAGGUUGGAAUUUUUUUCUAUAUUCCUACGGGAAUUGAACUACUUAUGUGAAA